UCCGCCGCUCACCGGAAGUGUGCGUGGCUCUCAGCCGCUUCACAUCAGGAGGAGGAGCUCCUCUGUCAAAAAGUUUUCGGAGUACAUUAUUGUGUCGUCUGCUGACUGCGGUGUCUUUUUGUUAAUAAAAACACACUUCAGAGGAGUGGGGGGAGCAGAGGGAGCAGCGGGAGCCCGACUCGGAGGCAGCCAUGGACGGUGUGUACGGAUGGGGGAUGAACCCAUUAAACCCAGUCCAGACAGCGAGCCCUUACAUCGAGAUCAUCGAGCAGCCAAAGCAGAGGGGGAUGAGGUUUCGGUAUAAAUGCGAGGGACGUUCAGCCGGCAGCAUUCCUGGAGAGAAAAGCAACGACACAACAAAGACUUAUCCAGCCAUAAAGGUGCACAACUACAGCGGUCCCCUCCGGGUCCGCAUCUCGUUGGUGACGAAGAACGCCCCGUACAAACCUCACCCCCAUGAGCUGGUGGGAAAAGACUGCAAACACGGGUUCUACGAGGCCGACCUGCAGGAGAGGCGGAUACACAGUUUUCAGAACCUGGGGAUCCAGUGUGUGAAGAAGAAGGAUGUGAAUGAGGCCAUCACUUGCAGACUGCAGACCAACAACAACCCCUACAAUAUUCCUGAGGCCAAGGUGUGGGAGGAAGAGUUUGACCUGAACUCGGUGCGGCUUUGCUUCCAGGCCUCCAUCACCUUGCCUGCGGGGGAGCUGUUUCCUCUGGAGCCCGUCGUGUCCCAGCCCAUCUUUGACAACAGAGCACCAAACACAGCCGAGUUAAAGAUCUGCAGAGUCAACCGAAACUCCGGCAGCUGCAAAGGAGGCGACGAGAUUUUCCUGCUGUGUGACAAAGUGCAGAAAGAGGACAUCGAGGUGCGUUUCUUCCAGGACUCCUGGGAGGGGAAGGGCACGUUCUCCCAGGCGGACGUCCACAGGCAGGUGGCCAUCGUUUUCCGUACGCCACCGUACCGCAACACUAACCUCAGCGAACCCAUUAAGGUCAAGAUGCAGCUCCGGAGGCCCUCUGACCGAGAAGUCAGUGAACCRAUGGACUUCCAGUACCUCCCCGCUGACCCAGAUGAGUAUAGGCUGAGUGACAAGAGAAAGCGCACAGGAGACAUGUUCCAGAACCUGAAACUGGGUCCGAUGCUAUCAAGUGUGUCCAUUUCACAACGACCCAUGAAUGUUGGACGCAGAAUGGCCACUCCCAAGACUCAGCCGAUGACUGCACAAUCAGUCCCUGAGGUUCCCCCAGKUGCCAGCAGCGCCCCCUUCUCAUUUCCUCAGCCAGGACAUCUCUUCUCAGUUCAGCCUAAGGUGGAGGCCCCCUCCUCCAUGGCCACAGCAACGGCAACCCAAACCUGGAAGAUCAUGGAGGGUCUAAAGCUGAGCCCCCAGCCCAAAGCCAACCCAGUGCCCACCUUUACCAUGAGCUCAGCACCGACCCCGUCCUCCUCCACCACCACCACAACCGCCGCAGCCCACCAGGACUACUCCACCGUCAACCUGUCCGACCUCCACGAGUUCUUCCCCAACAUCGCCCAGGGGGCUGCGUCCAGCCAGGCGGUGGCCCCGCAGCCCAGCAGCUCCUUCACCCUCCAGGAGUCUCAGUUCCGUGUCGAUGCAACACUCGUGGAUGAGGACAUCCCAGAGUUCCCCAGCUUCUCUGACGCCCAGGUACCCUGCACCCUGGACAGCCUGAACAUGGAAGACAUAGAGGACCUCCUGAACCCGUGCCACAUGAGCGAGGGCGGAAACGCUACUUCGGGCUUACAGUCGUGCCAGCAAGCGUCCGUCCCUAAGUCCGCCGCCGUGGCUCAGCCUGGUGCCGCGGCCCAAAGUGCAUCUGAGCCACCCAGUAAUCCCGGAAUCGCCUACAUGAAUUACCCCAACAGCAUCGCUAACCUGCUCCGCAGCGAAGACAUGCUGGUCCUGGGCUCAGGCCUCACCAUCAGCAACAACAACCACCACCAGUCUGUGGUGCUCGACGACUUCGAUGAGCUGAUGUCCGCCGACGAGGACCGCCUCAUGUCCAUUUUUAACGGUGGAGGUCAAGCUGGGUUUGUGUCAGGACAUCCAACCUAAAGAUUUUAUUUUAUUCAGGACUAAAACUGUUUUUAAUACCGAUAAAGGAG
Molecule: messenger RNA, 2131 nt
Organism: Austrofundulus limnaeus
Lineage: Eukaryota; Metazoa; Chordata; Actinopteri; Cyprinodontiformes; Rivulidae
Gene: rela
Product: v-rel avian reticuloendotheliosis viral oncogene homolog A
Exons: 11
Coding region: 192-2081 (629 amino acids)
Biological process (GO): positive regulation of transcription by RNA polymerase II; non-canonical NF-kappaB signal transduction; canonical NF-kappaB signal transduction
Cellular component (GO): cytoplasm; nucleus
Molecular function (GO): DNA-binding transcription factor activity, RNA polymerase II-specific; RNA polymerase II cis-regulatory region sequence-specific DNA binding
Source: RefSeq, a predicted model, not a curated record